Molecule: messenger RNA, 6574 nt
Organism: Eleginops maclovinus (Patagonian blennie)
Lineage: Eukaryota; Metazoa; Chordata; Actinopteri; Perciformes; Eleginopidae
Product: solute carrier family 2, facilitated glucose transporter member 1-like
Exons: 11
Coding region: 352-1944 (530 amino acids)
Biological process (GO): dehydroascorbic acid transport
Cellular component (GO): plasma membrane
Molecular function (GO): D-glucose transmembrane transporter activity
Source: RefSeq, a predicted model, not a curated record
CGAUGAUGCUCUGAUUUCUGCACGUAAAAGCGGAGGGGCGGGACCACGUCACGGCAUCCCAGCAUUAGAGUUUUUCAUAGGUUGAUGGAGUAGACGAAAAGAAAUAAUGAAAACAUUUGCGUGCGGUUACGUGCGUUUCUCCUCGCAGCCCACCGUGUGAGACGAAUUCUAAAGGGGAAAGGAGGGAGGCACUACUGCAGCCCAGCGAGGGUUAUCUUUGUCUGCUAGUCACGACAGCUGACAGCUCCAGCGGGCGGGUCCUGCGCAGCCUAUAACCACCACCUGAAGAUCUCUGCAUCCUUCAGUUGGAGUGAAACAAAUUCUCGUUGGUCAUCCAGCUACAAUCAGAAGAUGGAGGGGCAGGCAAAAAAGCAGGUCACAGGUUACCUCCUGUUCUCUCUUGGCACCGCUGUCAUCGGCUCUCUGCAGUUUGGUUACAACACAGGAGUCAUCAAUGCUCCAGAGCAGAAACUACGAUCUUUCUUCAAUGAUACCUGGGUCGAGCGUUAUGGCGAGCCCAUCACCCCCGGGGUUUGUACCAUCGUCUGGAGUGUCUCCGUCGCCAUCUUCAGUGUGGGUGGUAUGGUGGGCUCCUUCAGUGUGGGCGUCAUGGCGAACCAAUUUGGCAGGCGUCGCUCCAUGUUCCUGGUGAACUCUCUAGCGGUGAUCGGCGGCCUCCUCAUGGGCUUCUCCACCAUCUGUUCCUCCUAUGAGAUGGUGAUUGCAGGUCGCCUGGUCAUCGGCCUGUUCUGCGGGCUCUUUACCGGUCUGACCCCCAUGUAUGUUGGCGAGGUGUCACCCACUCCACUACGAGGAGCCUUCGGUACACUUCACCAGCUCGGUGUGGUAGUGGGCAUCCUGAUCGCUCAGGUCUUCGGGCUGGAGGCUCUGCUGGGCUCCGCCAAGCUGUGGCCCCUGCUAUUGGCCCUCACUGUGGCCCCUGCUGUGCUGCAGUGCAUCCUGCUGCCCUUCUGUCCUGAAAGCCCUCGCUUCUUGCUCAUCAACCUUAAACAAGAGGAGCAGGCACGUAAAGCGCUGGUGCGUCUGCGUGGCAGUGAGGAUGUGAGUAAAGACAUGCAAGAGAUGAAAGAGGAGAGCGCUAAGAUGGCCAUGGAGAAGAAGGUCACCAUCCUAGAGCUUUUCCGCUCCGCAGCAUACCGCCAGCCUCUCCUCAUUGCCAUCAUGCUGCAGCUCUCCCAGCAGCUGUCAGGGAUCAACGCUGUGUUCUACUACUCGACAGGCAUCUUUGAGUCAGCCGGUGUGAAGCAGCCCAUCUACGCCACCAUUGGAGCCGGCAUCGUCAACACCAUCUUCACUGUUGUUUCUCUCUUUCUGGUGGAGAAGGCAGGACGUAGAACACUGCACCUCCUGGGAUUGGCUGGAAUGGCGAUAAGCGCCGUACUGAUGACCAUCUCCCUCCUGCUGAAGCACAUUGCUGUUAUGAGCUACAUGGCCAUCAUCGCCGUCAUGAUGUUUGUGGCGAUGUUUGAGCUAGGCCCCGGUCCAAUCCCAUGGUUCAUUGUGGCCGAGCUGUUCUCCCAGGGGCCCCGCCCCGCCGCCAUGGCUGUGGCCGGCUGCUGCAACUGGACAGCCAACUUCCUGGUUGGAAUGAGCUUCCCCAAGCUAGUGGAAUUGUGCGGGCCUUGGGUCUUCCUCAUUUUCACCGGCUUCCUCAUCCUCUUUUUCAUCUUCACCUUCAUUAAAGUCCCGGAAACGAGGGGCAAGACCUUUGACGAGAUCGCCCGCGAAUUUGGCGGUCCACCUCCAAACCCCUCCAGUCCUGAGGACCAUCCUGCCAGCGCCAGCACCGCCACCACACUCCCAGCCUCACCGGUGAAGGAGAAGGUCCCGCUGGUGGAGGCUCCGGCAGCAACUCCAUUGCCUGCAGCUGAAAACACACCUCUUGAGGAUAAAUCGAAAUCCACAGUGCAGGAGAGUGUGUAGAGCAGCUUUUAGAGAUUUAAUGAGUAAGAGGAUUUAAAAAUCAAGGAAGAAUCACAGAGAUAUAAAAAGUGCUGAAAUUUGUAGUUAAAUAUCACACCUUGGAUCAGUAAAAACCUUAAAAUGUUAUAAUACAGAAGGGCAGCAUCAUCAACCUAUAGGCUUUGACCGGUAAAAGGGUCAUUCUUUCUGCUUAGACUUCUUAUUUUUCUGUGGCAUUUCCUAGACUUCCUGCUUUUAAAUCCUCCCUUCCUUAACUGUGAAAGGGAAGCAGUCACUUUACAAUGCUGCAGAUUAAAUUAACUAUACAUUCCUAGGAAUUAUUCACAAAGAAGGUGAGUCUUUUGCAAGACAGCUGUGUGUCUAGUCAGUACGACACUUAUCGAACACGGCAAACGUGGGCUGUGUAAAAGUAAGUUGUCUCUAAAAGUUGCUACCUUAUGGUGUCCUGAAAGGUCCAGGUAAAAUGUCCAUCACAGCAGACUACAGCAGACUACAGUGUGUUGACAAUGUCCCAGCCUUUGUGCGGGUUCAUUCGCUUCUGAGUUCAGGUGGGAGCGAGGAAGUCAAGGAUUGCAAAGAUGCACCUUUUCUUACUUUACAUAUUCCUGUUUUAGGUGGAUAUUUUAGUGCAAUAUACCUUUGUAGUUUAUUGUAGUUACGUUUGUCCAUAUUUUACCUUUUCAUUUGUGUUAAUAUUUUUGGGAAGCGUUCCCAAAUCACAGGUCUAUGAAGGGAUUAUUUAAUUUGAUGCUCUGCCUUCAGCUCUUGAAUACGAGCUGACAGGCUGGAGAACUUUUUAGCAAUGCCAAAGUAUUGAACUCUAUUUGCCAUCUGGUGAUCACAUGUAACCUUGGCAGCAUCCACAGGUCUCUAGUGUAUUCAUUUUGAACACUAAAUUGGUAUUUGUUAGCUGUAAUCCAAAAGUUGAUUUAACUUUUUUUAAGAUCAUUGCUCCCCUUUCUAUUUGUUUAUUGUGUAAUCCGGAUCAGUCUUGGAUUUUCAAUAUUGUAGGUGCUACAGUUAUACCAAAUACACAAAAUGUACUCUUAACCAGAGAAUUCAGUAAAAAAAAAUCUGAUUGACAAGCCAAUACUGUAUAUAGAGGCAAAUAGAUCUGUACUUAUUAAAUAUUUUGGACUGUGACCUGUGGACAAAAACAUUUAAUCUGAAUUGUUUUAAACAAUUAGAAUCCAAUAGGGUAAUGUGCAAUGUAUAUUUUAUUUUGUUGAAAAAUAUAUAGUAUUUAUUACCUUAGAAAUUGAUUUUUUUAUAAAGUAUAUAAUAAUAAUGAUACUCUAAAGCUACUUAAGAAUCGUAACGCUUUCCAAUUAGGACCUGGGGGAUUAGAAGCUAAUAUUGCGCUACAUCACAUGAAGUGAAAUAAUGUAAACCUUAUGUGUUAGAUGCACUUUGUUAACCUGAGAAGCAGCAAAGCAAGCAUUAGAGUCACAAUCAAUAACGUGGUUCUAAUGCUAUCGUUAAUGCUAUAUUAAUUAAUUAGCUGUUAUUAAAUUAAAUAGGAGUCAUAUAAAAUGUGCAAUCAAUAAUGAAACUGCAGCUUAAACAAUCUAGAAGCUGAUCAUAAAGAGAGGAAAUGAAAGGGGAAAUGCGAAUAAUGUUCAAGCAUAAGGUAAUAAUAUUUUACUGGAAGACCCACAAGAAAUUAAUAAUUAAUUAAUUAAUAUGAUUUUUUCUUUAUCAUUUUACUUUUUUCACAAAGGGUGAAAUCACUACUACUGUACCUUACCUACCUUGCUGUAUUGGACAGUCACAUGUUGUUAAAUGACUGACAGCUCACCACAUUAAGUCACUGUAGUUUCAUAGGAUAGGUGCUAAUGUUUUCACAGAUGAAUUCACAUUAUUUUUGAAAUAAUACUCAAAAUCAGAGAGGCUUUGGCAAGAAAGAUUACUUUUCUAAGUAAUUUAAAAGCCAAAAACUGUACAUCAUGUGAGGUUUUGAAGAAAUAAGAAAAACUGGGUUUCUAUCUGCCUGCAGAUCAAACUUGGAAUUGUUUAAGAGCUGAAACUACAGUCCGGUUUCAAGUUAAAAAAAAGUAAAUACAAUUUGGAAAAAGCAUUUUGGUAUAAAACAUGUUGGAGAUGUGCUAACUUAUUCCAUGCUGACAAGCCCAAAUGCACUGAAUGCGACUUUUGACACCUCAGUAAAGAGUGAUGAGGAAGAACCUCUUUAGAUUAUACUAAAUAAUCAAGUAUUUGCUCCAUAUACCAUUAAAAAUUCCUUGUUUGUUGUCUUUAGACACUCAAAAGGUGAAACUUCCCAUGUAAUUAUGGCUUUAUUGGGCAAGUUCAGGCGCUGUCUACGUUGUGACUCUGUCUGAAAAGUUAUUGUAGCAUCGUCAACCUUUACAUAAGUAUGCAUUUCCAACAUUGUGCAGUAUGUUUGGUGUAUAAAUGUAUGACACAAAGUAUAUUUUCUAUAUUCUGUAGUGACGGUUAUUCAUGCUGCAUUUGGCACAUAUUUAUUUAUUUAUGUAUAUACAAUUUGGCUACACUGGGAAGAUAUUUAUCAUGGCAAGUCAUUCAAAUCACUUGUACUGAGGUGUAACUAAAAUGGACAGAUGAUAGAUGACCUGAAAAUAUGUCACUAUUUUUUGAAGAAAUUAAUUGAUGCGAUGAAAUGGGCUUGUUAAGAUAAAUAUCUCCUAUGGUGGUAGGAGAGUAUAUUAUGGUCGGAGUAUUGGCUUUGUUGUGUAUCGCUGUGUUUGUGGAUGAUAGUGACGUGCUGUGUUAGCACCGGGGGAUGUGUGAUGUACACUCCUCACAUGGCAGUGUUUAGUGUUGUAUUCAAGCUCUCAUGCAAGGUCCCGCUUUUGUCUGUGGCUACACUUACACUGCUCCUGUGAUAGAACACUAACAGUGAUCUCUAACAAACCUGAGUCUAGUUUUGAUUUAAGAUGCUUUCUAUUACUUAACUUUCUCCUUGUUGGAUUGGAGUCAUUAAGUCUUUCACAACUUCAUUAACCUCCAAGAACUUAACUUUUUCUCUGAUGUAAAAUGUGGUAAACGUUAAGGAAUUGUGUUAAAUAUGAAGUUUUAGUGUGCUAAAAAUAUGUCUCUUUUGACAAGAAGGGAUUUGUUUUUGGUGUACCACAUCCAAGAACAAAUGCAAGGUGCAGGUCAGGGUGCAAUCACACUUACAACUUGCAUUCUCUUUUUUUAACUAUUCUGCAGAUGUGAUUAUGAUUUGAUUUGUUGGUAAAACUGCACAUUUACAAGUAAAUCAGGGUUUGGAAAUGAAUCUGAUAGACUCAGCAGAAGCCAAAAGAGACUUGGUAACUCUACAUCCUAGUAGAGAGGAUGUUUUUGCUUAAAUUAAAUUAAAAAGAAAAAGCUUUCAUUGAUUUCCUCUCGUUUUCCAAACUGAAUAAUACUGUUAAAGUAAAAUAAUAGACAGCAGACUUAUGAGAAUCACUAAAGUAUGUGAAAGGAUUUUACACAAAUACAUGGACCAAGGUGCUCGCUGCCCUUAACCAUAGCCACCAAACAACUUCUUGCACACGUGCAAACUCACAACCCUUCGCUCACUGUACAAAGAUAUAGGAGAAUAUAAGUGUUCAUUUGUAAAUAUGUAUUUUUUAAGAGAGUAUUUAUAUGUUGAACUUCAAGGUCAUACAUGUGUUGGUAUUAUUUUUUUCUUUGGGGUGCACAUGGUAAUUUUUUAGAAGAGAGGGACAGAUUUUUGUUGAUUGAAGGUAUACAUGUCUUUAAAAUAGUGGCACAUUUAAGAGUUUUUGUGUGUGUGUUUGUGUAAACAAGAUAAUUACCUUCUCUCCUCCAUUUUAUUUGUAUGUGUUUUCAAUCACUUAACCACAGUCAUGUUUUUGUUCCAGUGUGCCUCAUCAGAUUACACUGAGAGUAGUAGAUAGUAGUUCAGGUAUGUAAUGUUUCUCAGCCACCAUAAUGUCGUCCUUUUGGGUUCUUCUAAACAAUUGAAUUGCCAUAAUGAGGCCUGCUGCCAACAAUGUCAAAAGCCAAGGACUCAUUUAAAACCAAGCAAAUAUUACGGGUCAAAAAAGAUUCAAUGCCGUUUUACAUCAUUAUGGCUGUUGAUUAAAUCUGCAAAAAUAUCCAAACCAUUGCAGAUUGAUAAUAAAUACCCAGAAAAAGAAUCAUGUACUUUCACAGGCUUAAAUCUGACUUGCAUUUAUGUGCUUUGGCUAGUGUGUUCUUUGUUUUUCUGUACUGUUUGGUCCUGAUCUAUGUUAAUAAAUGUACUGACUGUACUGCAUCAUGUACUGUAAAUCUGCUAUUUGUGCCUCUCUGCAGCUCAACAUUCGCAGAUUGUUAUUCACUGUGUGUCACUGGAGUGAUUUUAGACAGAAACAAUCAUUGUCUGUAAGCGUUGCUAAGACAAGACUCCACUAAUUGAUACAGGAUGUACGUACAUGAUUCUGUUAAUGAGUUUUGUGUGAUUAACCACGGCUUCGGUUCCUGUAAUGUGGCGGUAAUGAGCUAAGCAGAUGACAUUGUAGCUUCUGUGCUUUUCAGGCUUUUCAAGUUUCCCUGUGCUACACCAGUGCUGCACCCCAGCUGUUUUUGUUUCACUUGUGUAUUUAUUGUACAUACCAGAAAUAAUGUUGUUAAAUAAAAUAUUCAUCAUGUAACGAGA